ACGAGCUGUGGAGCACAUGUAGAUAUAAAAAAGAUAUAAAUAAAGAAUCGAUCAAAACAGUGUCGGUGUGAGCCAAUGUUUCUUUUUUCCCAGCUGAGUGCAAGCUAGAUUUCGGGCCGGAAAAAUUGGGAAGAGAGGAACCAAGGAAAGUAUAUACAGCAGUCUAAGUAAUAUCUAUCCGGCCGAUUGCCAAGCAUUGCAGAAGAAAAGACCUGUGUUUUUAGAGGACCGUGGCUAGGCCUUCUGGAGUAGAAUUUUCGACAGGUGAUCAAGGGAGGCUGGUCAGGGCAACUUUUCAAGAUGGUGGAAUCUUUGCGAGAGCGGGAAGUGCUUUAUAAACUCAUAAUAAGCCAGUUACGAUAUGAUGGCCUUGAUAUGGUAGCUGCAAAUUUAGCAAAGUGUGUUGGACUGGAAACAACUCCCCUUUCUCCAUCAUCAAGGCUCCUUGGACUAAUGAAGCUAGGUCUUCAGGAAGAAAAGAAUGGAAUUGUUCCUGAUAUGGAAACACCUCCUGGAUUAGUACCACCAAUUCCACCAGCAAGAGGACUGGAUCUAGAGUAUGAAACAGAAGGAUCAGCAACUGUACGACAAGAAAACCGUACACUUGACUCAAAUAGCUUGUAUACUGGGAUUUGUAACAAAGAAGUGUUUUUAAAUUUGAAAGAAAGUAUAGUUAGCGAGAGAACAUCUGAAAACCUUGGGAUUUCUGCUGAAACUACGAAUACUGGGAAAAUGGAUACUGCUGUAGAUGACGUCAAUGAUGAUGUGGAGAUCGAUCUUAAUGCUCAGCCUACAUUAAUUGCCUGUAAGGAUGAUGUGGGGACAGACCAUCGCACUAUGGGUGGACGAUGCAUUUUUGAGCUGGUGCGUUCCAGUAGCCAUAUUAUCCCUGAAGAUAAAACCACCGAUAUUUUAGACUCAGACAUUGAAAGUAAAGGAGAAGUACCAAAAAAGACCGAAGAAACGGCCGAUUUAAUAUUAUCAAGUAUCGUGGAUUUUAAUCCUAAAAACAAAGGGAAACUGACGGAUAAAAACAGACACUCGGCAGAAUAUAUUUCACGGGCUUUUAAGCCAUAUCGAGAGCAGCUUCGUUUUGAAAAUUUCAAGGACUUGGUUUCAGCUGAAGUGAUGAGUUUUGGAAUUAACCAAAGUAUAUUUUCAAAAGCUGUACUCAAAAGGUCCCAAGGCUAUUUAUCAGAUUUACUGAACCGUCAGGAAGCAAUAAUGAGCAUGGAGGAGCCGAGUAGAAUGUUCACUAAUUUUAUGAAAAUAAAAAGUUUUUUGGACCUCGAUGAGGCAGAACGACGUGUGCGCUAUUACGAGUGCGUGAAAGAAGCCGAGGCUGAACAGAAUCAAAAUGACAAAUAUUCCUUAUCAAAAGUUAAUCGUCGAAAAAAAAGAAUGUCAUUUUCUAAAGGCGUUAAAGAUAGUUUAAAAGCUUUAUUUAAAGACAGAAUGUCAAUGCCUGAUGUUGAUGAGCUGACGGAAAUUUCAGAAAAGUUUGGAUUAGAAUUGGCAACUGUCAAGAACUUUUUUAGAAAUUUCAAAGCUCGUUCGAAAAUUUCCGAAACGUUAUAGAUGUAAUUUUAGGCUAUAGAAGUAGAAUAAAACCUAGUUGUCAAGAAUUCGCCAGCUACGAUCUCAGUCAAGAGUCCUUUGAUGGCCGUAUAACUGAAGCUCUAUAGAAAAUGUAGCAGUAUUUACCCAAAGUAACAGAAAGUGCAACCCUCUCCAUAAUCUAAAACUGAUCAUUCUCCCAAUUGUCAACGAACAAUAGGGUCUCCGAAAAUGACAAAAGAGUGCUGUUCUCUUCCUCCUGUUGUCUUCACAAAAAAGCUAAAAAAAAUAUCAUACUUGAGUACUUUCCCCUCGACAAUCCUCAGACGAUAAAAUAAAAUCACCAAGGUACUUAUAUUUAGCUUAUAAUAAGUCAUUAUCGAAUAUUUUAUGCUCUUCUCAGGAUUGUCGAACAAAGAGUGCUUCGUGCAACCCCCAAACUUUGUUGUACCAAUGGCUUAUUUGCUCUUUGUUUUUAUCGGCCUUCUUCGGCCCUGUGGCCGAGAAAUUUCUCUCAACACGGCCCUUCUCCCCCAAAAAACAAUCUUGGCUACUAUUUUACGAGUUUUGUAUCGAAAUAGAAGGCAACAAAGGCGCUAAAAAUCGCAUAACAAGCAGUGUAUGGAGUAAAAAAGGGAAUUCUUUUGAAAAUGUUCAAAAUCAAAACCAGAUUUUUAACAGGUAUUGUAACGUAGAAGUUCUAAAACGUCCGAGAAAGGUUAGACUUAUUUAUUAAAGCAUAGAAUCUAUUUAUUUAUUUGUAUGUUGUUCACAAAUGGCAGUAUUAAAAGCAAGAUAAUAACACCAAAAAAUAGACAAACUUCUUUUUCCGAAUGCCCAUUCAAUGCAUUGAAAAAUCAGAGCUAUAGAUAAUAUAGAGAGAUAUUAAGACCUAUUUAUCAAUUCCUCGCUAUUAGAUUUCAAUUUUACAAUUAACUGUUGCAGCAAUUAGUCAUUGAAGAUAAUUUAGGCAACUUUAGUUAAUGCUGUCAAAAAGGAAACAUGAAAAUUUAGAGAAUUAAGUUGAGAAAUAUCAAGAAAAAUAUCGUCCUCUUAAAAGUUCACAAAUAAGACGAUAGGGAGAAUAGCAUAACAAUUUGUAUUAUAAAGAAAAGCGUUGAAACAAAAAUUAAAUAUAGUUAACUUUUAAAAUUCUUUAGUCUCAGUGAAUCCACAAAAUAUAUAAAAAAGGAUGUUUUUACCGUAAUGAAGGGUUUUUUCAGUUUAAGCAAUUUCACAUUGCCUGGUAAACAUUUAACCAUACUUUUAACGUAAAAUCCAUGUUAAAUAAGACAUUUACGAGACGUUAAACUACUCAGAUUCAAUGUUUCCGCCUGUUUUUAGAGUGCUACUCCCACAAGGAAAUAUUGUAUGGUAUCUACCCUAAAACUCUGAAUUUAUGCUGUGGUUUGUUGAUAAAGCUGAAAUCGAAACUUUCUCAAAAAUCUCUAAGUCUUAGUUUCGUUAAUAAAUACGUUUAUAUAUAAAGCAUGUUUAAACCUACAUAUGCUCUUGCAACCGAAGUUCACCGUCAACUGACGGUAGAGAGCUCAUGCAAGUCCAAGGUUAUGAUGCAGAUUAUGAAUCAUAUAUUGAUUAAUUGAUUGCCAUAUGAAAUGAAUGUCAUAUAUUGAUUAUUUGUAUUUGUUGUAAAUAGAACUCAAAUUUAUCAGACGAUUUGUAGAGAACGCUUUCUUAUUUGCAAUGGCCUAUGCAAUAGGUGAAUGCAAAUAGAUUUUAUUGUAGUGCUGACAUAAUUGCAAUAGCAUUGAAGCUUUGCUUUUCUGUCAACGCAUUUUAUUGAAGAAACAAAUUGAAUUCAUAACAUUCCCAUUCAAUGCUUUUUCGAUAAAAAUUCAACUGUUUUUUAUUCCAAUUCUUUUCCACCAUCUUUCAUUGUUUUGAAAUCAACUGUAAUGCCAAAUUGAUAUUUCAAAAACUGCUCUAUCUUAAAGAUAGAUAUAUUAUAUAGAUAUUAUGCAAAAUGUGUAAAACGCUUAAGCAAUGUGCGGGUUUAAAGUAUGAAAAAUAUAGUUUUAUUGAGAUUAUCUUAAGGAUUCGAACAUUAACGUGUUUUUGUCGUCUCGUUUCUAUCUACCAAUUAUGUUCUCCUUGAUUAUGGUUGCAUGAAGCUGUACCAUACAAAAUGGCCUAGUGCCAUAUUUUUGACUAUGUAUUCGAGGGAAAAUGAGGCUAGUCAAUAGUUUGAAAAAGACAAACAAUAUUGGAGCGCUAGUUAUCUAUGAUUCUUCAAUAAUUUAGUUUUAUUUAUAUAUUGUAGAUAUCUAAAUUUUGUGAUGUAAAUUGGUCAAACGGUCUCUUCUCAGAGCUUUUGAGUAUGGUUAGACCUAUGUGUUGGUUCUUUUUAGACAUUGGCAAGUUUUAGUUCUAGAGCUGGCUACACUACUAUAUUAGAAAUAUUGUAAUCACAGGGGUAAAAGGGUCUGAUAACGUAAUUGGGAAACUAUCUUAAAUCUUUUUUUUCUUUUUCUAAUUGCCGCCGUUUUCAUCCACCCACCCCUCCCCCUUUUCACCCUCCACUCUUUCCAGCAUAUCAUGACUGGCUUAUGACAAACUUGAUUUUUUCCUCCAGGUCUUUUGAUGUCUAUCUUGUGAUGAUAGAAAUAUUAAUGGCUAACACUAUUGCCA
Rhopilema esculentum is the source of this 4206-nucleotide messenger RNA. Its product is annotated as cleavage stimulation factor subunit 1. Gene Ontology annotation, biological process: mRNA 3'-end processing; regulation of transcription by RNA polymerase II. The record is from RefSeq and is a predicted model, not a curated record. Gene Ontology annotation, cellular component: nucleus; mRNA cleavage stimulating factor complex. NCBI's taxonomy places the organism in Eukaryota, Metazoa, Cnidaria, Scyphozoa, Rhizostomeae, Rhizostomatidae. Gene Ontology annotation, molecular function: DNA-binding transcription factor activity, RNA polymerase II-specific; RNA polymerase II cis-regulatory region sequence-specific DNA binding; protein binding.